ACCACUUCUCCAGAGGAAUCCUAGUUGCCUUCUGUUGGGACGCUUCCACCGCGGGAAUCCAAGAAAUGAAAACCAUCUCACUGCACUUAUUCGGUGUCGCCGCAGCAACACCAGAGCAGAAAACCUGCCAAUUUCCUUUUUCAACACAAAUGACUGAUGAGAAACGAGGCUCAUGUUUUCAUUUUUCUCCCUCACUCAUUCACAGCAGGAGCUCAGUGACAAGGGGUCAGCUUCUUAAUCAUUUUUCCUCUUGAUAAAGAUCACAUAACUUUUGCCUGGAAAGAGUAAAUCUGACAGUUCAGCCAACGUGUACAGAUGGUUUUAUACUUUUGUUGCAGAGACAAAAGCGUGUAAAGUCAUCUUUAGCAAGCCAUAAUGAAAUGGGAGAAGUUAAAGCCUCCAGAGCCAGAUGACCCUAUGUGUUGCUGUGAGUGUGAUAUCUACCAGUGCGGAUGUUGCUGUGACUGUGAAGAUCUGGAUGAAGCCUUUAACAGGUGGCUUAAAGACAAACCACCUAAAAGUGGAUGUCAGUCUCCUGUUCUUGGGGCCAUGAUUGACAACCUGGAGAUCUCCAUGAUCCCGGCCCUGGUGUUGCUGCCUCUCCUGCUGCGGGUUGCCGCGCUGCACUACCUGCUGGGCAUCACCAUCCUCACAACCCUGCCCGGCCUGGUCCUCUGGUAUUACUACGCCACGCACCGGAGGAAGAGACGCACCCUCUUCUUCCUCACUCUCGCGCUCUACUCUCUGGCCUACAUGUACUACCUCUUCAUGACAGAGAUUUUACCACGUGGGGACGUCAGCCAGCUACAGGUGUGUACUGUGACCACCGGGAUGAUUCUCACAAUCGGCUCUCUUAUUCAGACCAAGAGGGGCCCGGGAGUUGUGACCGCUUCCCUACUUGAAGCGCGCAGCCAGAGUCAGGACAAGGACUCCACACAUGUUAAUGGAGCCAUCCAAUCGGCGGCCUCCUCCUCGGCAGGGUCUGCAGCAGAGUUGCAGACAACAGAAGCGACCCUGACAACAAAAUGGAGCAGGUGUCCUGUGUGCAAAAUAAUGCGACCCCCACGGGCUGGACACUGUCGAACCUGUGGAUCCUGCGUCCAGCGCCUGGACCACCACUGUAUCUGGAUAAACAGCUGUGUUGGACAGGCAAACCACCGCAGUUUCCUGCUGACCCUCUCUGUGUUCGUGUUGACCUCUCUGUAUGGGAUCAAGUUGGUGCUUUGCAGCCUCUGUCCUCGGCAGUAUCUCAUGACAGCUCUCCUCUACUGCCCCGGCGUCUACAGUCAGUCUAGCACGGCACUUUGCUUCACCUGUGCUUGGUACAGCGGCAUUGUCACGGGUGGAUUGCUUUACCUGUUAGUGGUACAAGUUCUUAAUAUCAGCUUCAAUGUGACGGAGCGGGAGGCUCAGCUGGCUCUGAGGAACAAAACGGGUCAGAGCCGCCUGUGGGGACUCGUCAUCGACACAGGAGAGUAUUCACGUGGCUUCUAUCAGAACUGGGUUGAGUUUCUCACCAUGACAGAUGCCUCGGUUUCUCCUCGCUCCAGCCUCACUGACUUGGUCUAGUUUCACUUUAUACUUUCCAGUAACAUCAUGAUAACAGACUGUUAAUACGGCAUGUGUGAAGAAUUUCAUCUCAUGUAUUUUCUUAGGACAUAUCAGCUGACGACAUCCAGAGCUUAUCGCAUUCCAGCCUCUUAGAUACAAAAUAUCAGAAACUAUUUUAACUAAAAUAAGGUGCAGGGGAGUAUAAAGGUGCUCUGUUUACUGCUUAAAAAAAGCACACACUGAUCAUAUUUUGGAGUUGGAAUUUGUAGCACAACUGCGUACUCAUGGAAUAAAGCUGCAGGAACUGCCACAUAUAUUAUAUAUAUAUAUAAAUAUAUACAUAUAUUUAUAUAUAUAAUAUAUAUAUAUAUAUAUAUAUAUAUAUAUUCAUAUAAAAGAGGAAUAACAGCCUUUCAGCUCUGUAAGGAAGUAAUGGUCAUUAAAUGACAGGAAACAAAACUGCUAGCGUUGCAAACUUCUCAAAUUUAGCCGUAGGGUGGCGGCAGAGGAAAGGCUUGUGUUAUGAGUAAAAAUUGAAAGUGUAGGACACCUCAGCUUGUCAGGCUCAGCUCUACAUUGUCAGACUUCCUGUGAUUUCAUCAGCAAACUGUACUGUGUUAACCACAGUACACUGUCAGGCUCAGCUCUGACUCUGCUGUGCUAAGGACACGUAAUAUUUAGCAUGUUAACAUAAGGCUGCACCUGCUGCCAUGUUACUGUCUCUUCCUCCUCCCCAGCAGAUGCUGGAGAAACUAUACAUCCAAUACAAGCGCUCCCACAUGGGUGGUGGGCGUAUACAGCCAUAACUUCCUGGAGCAGCUUCAGUCAUCGUUACUGUUAUGACUGAUACAAUCUGGUUUUCCCCUGUAUUUACUUUUUUCUCUGCAGCGCUCAGCGUUAUUGAUUUUUUAAUCUAAUGGUGUUUGUCCAUUACUUUCUCAUGGUGUGAGUGGUGGCUCCUUUUACACUGCCCAGGCCUACAAAUUUAAAUACAUGCAGGAGAUGCAUAUGUAAAUAAUCAAAUACAGAUGUUAUUUAUUUAUAAAAGGACAAGACUCCUGUGCAUUGUAAUGUGCAAUAUUUAAAUUUCUAUCAUCUUUCCCACAGUAUAAUAAAAAUAGCAAACUGAGCAGUGUGUGUGCUCUCCUGUGUUGUCCGGACUGCAGUGUUUCCCUCCAUACACUAUCCCAUUAUCAAGUCUCAUAAUGCACAUCUUGGGUGAAGUGAUCGAUCGAACUGUUUAAAUCAAUAAAUUUCCUCCAUUUAAAUCCCUCAACUGAAAGGUUUAUUUGGCGUCUCCACUCCCCCAUACUUUCCGUGCCAGUGGCUCCAGAGUCUGUUGCUUGCUUGCUCUGAUUGGUCUCUCCUCUGGUGCCACCCUCAGGGCAAUUUGUGCAUGUUCUGCCACUAGUGCUGUCUCUAGAUGUACAUCUGUUAUAUAUCUCAUAUAAUAUCAUAAGCUCAGUUUUAGUUGUAAUAUCUUAUAUUUGUGCCCUAUGACCUGUUUAUAACCGAAGAAGUCGCAGCUUGAUCUCAUCAUCAUAAUUUCUCUUUUCCAUUUUAUUAUAAGAGUUUUCCGUCCUUAACCAUGUACAUUUAUAUGAUUAUAUUGCUGUUUAUAUUUCAAACACUGUAUUAUGUUAAUUUAGUGUAAUUGUCACAGACAGUGUAACACUGUUUAAUAUUUGGACCCAUACAUCUGAUACAAUUGCUUCCAGGCGUGUUGUAUUCAGUACCGCAGAUUGUUGGGUUAUCAGACACAUACAUGCAAAUCUGAUGUCGUGUGGCAGCUUCUGAGAAUGUCUGCUUUCCAUAAAGGCUCACUCUACUGCUCUAAAUCAAUGUCUAUCUCUCCCUGAACCCUAGAUUUUUUUUUUUCUUUAAUGAUGUCAUGCAACUCAAUGAUCAAAUUCCCAAAGGGUUUAGCGUAAUCGUCCCUGCCUUAAAAUAUUUUCAUUCCCCAUUAUUGUUUCCCGUGUGAAUAACCUGCAGCGAAAUGUCAUUACAAUGCCUGGUUAGUUUUACAAGCUAACUUUGUUAGUCUUGCUCUUCUAGUGCUUAAAGAUGAUGAUGUCAGUUUGCGUCUCCAGCGCUUCGGUUCACAGCAACAACCACUGAUCAGACUGCAGUGGAAUGAUUGGUAAUGAUUUUGGUGGACAUGUGAUGGUUCUUUUGGUCUCUCAGUCCGGUGAACAUUUCGCCUUGUCCAUACAGUUUGUCCAAGACAAAGUAUCUUGAAAACCAUGUACAGAUUUGCAUUUAAUUUGCUGUUUGACAUUCACGGCUCCUAAUGUUUUUAUUAAACCUUUCCACUAGCAUCAACAUGAAAUUUCACACAUUUCUCAAAAGCAAAC
Molecule: messenger RNA, 3905 nt
Organism: Seriola aureovittata
Lineage: Eukaryota; Metazoa; Chordata; Actinopteri; Carangiformes; Carangidae
Gene: zdhhc23a
Product: zinc finger DHHC-type palmitoyltransferase 23a
Exons: 5
Coding region: 376-1569 (397 amino acids)
Biological process (GO): peptidyl-L-cysteine S-palmitoylation; protein targeting to membrane
Cellular component (GO): endoplasmic reticulum; Golgi apparatus
Molecular function (GO): protein-cysteine S-palmitoyltransferase activity
Source: RefSeq, a predicted model, not a curated record